AUUACACAUACUCCAUCACUAGGUCAAUUAAGUCCAGGGAAAAAAUGGGGCUACUGAAUCAAGAUUUGAAAGAGUUACUUUUCUUCUCCAUUUUCCCAUUAAUUGUCAUCAUUUUGAUGGCACUAAUCACAAGACGCGCUUCUGAUAGUGGAAAGAAGAAGAUGGUAAUACCUGGGCCAAAGGGUAUUCCCAUCCUCGGCCAUCUUCAUCUCAUGAAAAACCCAACCCACAUAACCCUUCAUCAAAUGAGCCAGAAAUACGGCGAGAUCUUCUCUCUCAGGCUGGGAGUGAAACCAGUGGUGGUGCUUUCAUCCCCAAGCACCAUCGAAGAAUGCCUAGCCAAGAACGACGUUAUUUUCGCGGACCGGAACCACACCGUCGCGGCUAAGCUGGUGAACUACAACGCCACCACCAUGUCCCUCGCGUCUUACGGCGACUACUGGAGGAACAUGAGGCGGGUUACCGCCGUCGAGAUCUUCAGCAACAAGCGGAUCGAGAUGUUUGCGACGAUUCGGCAAGAAGAAACGCGUUAUUUCUUAGCCGGGUUGCUCGAAGAGUACAACAAGCACGUUGUUGUUUCUUCUUCUUCUUCUUCUUCUUCUGCCAAUGCUUUCGUGAACUUUAAGGUGACGCCGAGGCCAAAGUUGGCAGAUCUUACGUACAAUAUCACCAUGAGAAUGAUUGGUGGUACUAAUUCUGUUGAUGAUAUUCAUGAGAAAGGGAAGCAGUUUGCUGAAGUUGUCAAAGAGGCUCUGCGCUAUCAUGGUGAUCAAAAUUUGGAAGAUUUUAUUCCGGCUUUUAGAUAUCUGGAUGUCAAUGGUUUGAAAAAGAAGAUGGUUGAUCUGAUGACGAGAAUCGAUAAAUUGCUCGAAAACUUGCUACUGAAGAAUUGUAAUAAUACCAAUAUUGCCGCAACACAAGGUGGCAGCUUGAAGGAGAAGAAGGCGUUCAUAGAUACUCUGCUGGCUUUGCAAGAAAGUGAACCAGAAUUCUUUACUCAUCAGACUAUCAAGGCUAUCAUCCUGUCUCUGAUUGGUGGUGGGAGCGAAACCACCGUAACUACCUUGGAGUGGGCAAUGUCACUUCUAUUAAACAAUCCAAAUGCAAUGCAGAAAGCAGUGGAAGAGAUAGAGAAGGUUGUUGGAAGAGAUCGAUUAUUAGAGGAUAGGGAUGUACCAAAACUCAGUUAUCUAAACAACGUCAUCAUAGAAACACUAAGGUUGUACCCACCACUUCCACUUCUCCUGCCACACAAAUCAAGAGAGGACACUCAAAUUGCAGGAUAUCAUAUACCAAAAGGCACUCUUGCAAUGUUCAGCUUAUGGACAAUCCACAGGGAUCCAAAGUUGUGGGAUGAACCAGACAAGUUCAAGCCCGAGAGAUUCGAUCAAAAGGAGGAUAUUGGUGUCGGGAAUCAAGGAUACAACCUUCUCCCGUUCGGGUUAGGAAGGCGAUCUUGCCCGGCGACAAACUCGACGAAGCGUUUACUAACGUUUGUACUUGGAGCCAUGAUCCAGGCCUUUGAGUUUAAUCUGGUUAAUGGUGUGGAAAAUGUUGAUAUGACGCCGGGUAAUGGUGUCAUUAUGGCAAAGUCAAAUCCCUUGGAAGUCUUCAUCAGGCCUCGCCAAAUUACAGUUCAAACAUUUGGUUCUGAAUAAAUUCAUCAUAUUAGAUUGUUGACGCUGUUUGUACCAAACUAAAAAUAAAUAAAUCAAAAGAGGGUGUGGCAAGUAUUCCACAA
Oldenlandia corymbosa var. corymbosa is the source of this 1741-nucleotide messenger RNA. Lineage: Eukaryota; Viridiplantae; Streptophyta; Magnoliopsida; Gentianales; Rubiaceae. The record is from the annotation of a GenBank genome assembly.